Messenger RNA from Betta splendens (Siamese fighting fish), 922 nucleotides. RefSeq names its product myosin, light chain 13 (gene myl13). NCBI's taxonomy places the organism in Eukaryota, Metazoa, Chordata, Actinopteri, Anabantiformes, Osphronemidae. Gene Ontology annotation, molecular function: calcium ion binding. Gene Ontology annotation, cellular component: myosin II complex. The record is from RefSeq and is a predicted model, not a curated record. Bases 33 to 599 code for a protein of 188 amino acids. The transcript has 5 exons.
GUGUCAGUCCUCCUCCCGAGUGCUUCUAAGGAAUGGCCCCUAAAAAGAAGGAAGAGCCUAAACCCGCAGCACCGGCGGCUCCCAAACCCCCCGAGCCAGAGCGGCCCAAGACCCCGGAGUUUGACCCCGCAUCGGUGACGCUGGAAUUCACCCCGGAGCAAAUCGAGGACUUCAAAGACGCCUUCCAGCUGUUUGACAGGACACCGACCAACGAGAUGAAAAUCACUUACGCCCAGUGCGGUGACCUCAUCAGGGCUUUAGGCCAGAACCCUACGAACGCUGAGAUCAUGCACGUCCUCGGAAAACCCAAAGCUGAAGACAUGCAGAGCAAAAUGCUGGACUUUGACCAGUUUCUGCCCAUGCACCAGUACAUUUGCAAGGCGAAGGAUCGCGGGACGUACGAAGACUUCGUGGAGGGCCUGCGGGUGUUUGACAAGGAGGGGAACGGCACAGUUAUGGGAGCCGAGCUCAGGCACGUGUUGGCUACACUGGGUGAAAAGAUGAGGGAAGAUGAAGUAGAGCAGCUAAUGCAAAACCAAGAAGACACCAAUGGAUGCAUCAAUUAUGAAGCUUUUGUAAAAUACAUUAUGGCAUCUUAAAAAAAAAAGAAAGAAAAUCUAGUGCUACAGUACAACCAUGUACAUGAGCAGCAUCAAACCAGUCAAUUACUAACCUCAUGUUAAAUUUCCCUUUCUAUAAGUAAAUUGUAUUUUUUGCUUUAUAAUAAUGUUGAAAAAGUACACAAUGUUUAAAUAAAUGGAUGUAGUUGUGAAGGUGAUUUGUGGUAGUAGUACUGUACAUCUGCUGGUUGACCAGCAGAGGGCGCCGUUGCUCCCAUAAGAUUCUACAGUAUUUGUUUCACACAGACUCAAGGAUCGUUCGUGACUUUCUUGAUUAAAAGAAGAAUGUUUCCUUCAUCAGA